Molecule: messenger RNA, 480 nt
Organism: Zalophus californianus (California sea lion)
Lineage: Eukaryota; Metazoa; Chordata; Mammalia; Carnivora; Otariidae
Product: serine protease inhibitor Kazal-type 2-like
Exons: 1
Coding region: 35-298 (87 amino acids)
Biological process (GO): negative regulation of serine-type endopeptidase activity; spermatid development
Molecular function (GO): protein binding; serine-type endopeptidase inhibitor activity
Source: RefSeq, a predicted model, not a curated record
GGGCGGUGAUGAGACGGUUGGCCACAGAAGGAGCAUGGCGCUCUUGGCCGUGCGCUUGGUGCUGUUGCUUCUGGCCGGGGACUUGGCGGUCUCUUUGGACUCUUUGAGCUCUGACUUUGACCAGCCUUCAGAAUACAGAACACCAAACUGCAGUCAGUAUAAAUUACCAGGAUGUCCCAGAGACUUUAACCCCGUGUGUGGAAGCGACAUGUCCACUUAUCCCAACGAGUGUACUCUGUGUAUGAAAAUCAGGGAAGAUGGUCAUGAUAUUAAAAUAAUCCGGAGUGGACUGUGUUGAUGGAGCGGUUUAUAGAAGAGAACUCGGAGAAACCACCUUCAGCAGUAUGCUGGAUGAAUUCCAUUUCCCCUUUUCUCUUUCUUAUGUUCCUUUGCAUGGGAUUUGUUAGCCCACAUUUUCUGAGAGGAGGUGUGGAAGAGAGCUAUGUGCAGUGACUGAUAAUUAAAACAAACACAAAAAAA